AAAGGUUAUUUAUUCGACAUGGCUGUUCUACCUGAGACUCCAACACCAGAAGACCAGGCUAUAAUCGAUAAAAUGACCACUAUGUGGACUAAUUUCGUGAAAUACGGAGAUCCCACUCCUGAAACUACAGAACUUCUUCCAGUUAAAUGGAUACCUAUCACAGAGGAUACAUUGAAUUAUUUAGAAAUAGAUAUUGAACAGACGUUGAAGAAACGUGCCAUACAGGAACGGAUAGCAUUUUGGGACUUAUAUUACAAAAUGAACAAGCAGCAUAUAAAAGGUUAUAGAAAUACUGAAUUGUAAAUAAAAAAUACAUAUUUUUGAUACUUUU
Papilio xuthus (Asian swallowtail) is the source of this 331-nucleotide messenger RNA. Its product is annotated as bile salt-activated lipase-like. Bases 19 to 303 code for a protein of 94 amino acids. The record is from RefSeq and is a predicted model, not a curated record. The transcript is spliced from 2 exons. NCBI's taxonomy places the organism in Eukaryota, Metazoa, Arthropoda, Insecta, Lepidoptera, Papilionidae.